This is a messenger RNA of Vespula pensylvanica (western yellowjacket), 1746 nucleotides long. Its product is annotated as carbonic anhydrase 2-like. Gene Ontology annotation, cellular component: cytoplasm. Lineage: Eukaryota; Metazoa; Arthropoda; Insecta; Hymenoptera; Vespidae. Gene Ontology annotation, molecular function: zinc ion binding; carbonate dehydratase activity. The coding region runs from base 102 to 1064 and encodes 320 amino acids. The record is from RefSeq and is a predicted model, not a curated record. The transcript is spliced from 8 exons.
CUUGUGUUCGAUGAUAGAACGUGUUCAUCGAAUACAUAACAUAUAAAUAAAGGAAUGAAUAAUAAGCACGAUAGCACUGUGUGACCGUCUCAGUCUAGCGUAUGCAUCUUGUCAAUGCAGUCAGUAAUAUCACAGGAGACAAGAUGCAGAAGCGUAGUUUUAUUAUGAUUUUAUUGAUUUUAUUUCCAUUUACUUAUGGACACUUUGGCUAUAGAAAACGAGAUCAGCACAUGUGGGCACAACACUUUAAGCUGUGUGCUGGAAAAUUACAAUCUCCAAUAGCAUUAUCAUCCUCCAAGUCUAUCCCACUGUCCUUUCCUGCUUUGGAAAUGAUUGGAUUUCAUAAUUUGCUGCCAUUUCCUAUUACAUUAGAAAAUGAUGGCCACUCUGUUAAAUUAAAUAUUAACCGUAAUAUAUCGAGAGACCAAUUGCCAAUACCUUAUAUAUUUGGAGCUACGUUGAAGAAAGACCAAACAUAUGAAAUGGAAAGUUUACAUUUUCAUUGGGGUGCAAAAAAUAACAGAGGAUCUGAGCAUACGUUUAAUAAUGUCAGAUACCCGAUGGAAAUGCAUAUAAUUCACAGAAAUGCAGCUUAUCCUAACUUGUCUCAUGCCCUGAAUUAUCAAGAUGGUAUUUCUGUAUUAGGAAUAUUUUUUCAAUUACAGGAACAAGAUAACGAAAGUCUUAAUCCGAUAUUGAACAUCUUAAGUGAUAUAAAGUGGGUAAAUAAAACAAAACAGAUGAACAAUUCAAUUGCUUUGUCUUCUUUAAUACCGAAAUAUACAGAUACUUUUUACACUUACAAAGGAUCGUUAACGUCACCACCGUGCAAUGAAGUAGUAACUUGGAUUAUUUUUUCAAUGCCAGUAAAAAUCUCAUUUCGACAGAUGAACAAAUUUAGAACACUAUCGAACGGAGAAGGCAUACUUGCAGAUAAUUAUCGACAAUUGCAAGAUAUUGGUAUGAGAAAGGUUUUCGUUAGACGACUUGACCUACUUUCUGUAUUAAAAAAAAAUAUGUCAAGUGUUGAUUUCAUUGAUCCAAAUUUCUGGUUUUGGCAUUAAUUACUAAAUAUUAUUAUUUUAUCAUCAUCAUCAUCAUCAUCAUCAUGGACACUUACCGAAUAAUAUUAGUAAAAUUUAUCGGCUGUUGGAGAACACAUUUUUUCCAAUUCAUUUGAAAUUACUUUGAAAUGUUCUUCAACUUGUUGUAAACUUUUCAUUAGCUUAGGAUUUUCUGAAUAUAUAUCUCUGACCUUUUUUAUAACUCCUUGUAAUGCUAAUUUAGCACUACCUAGUAAUGCUCUUUUAGAUCUCGUGUGAUCUGUACAAUAAGACGAACAACGUAAAUACGUCUUCGAUAAUUUACAGCACAAUUGCAGAACGGAUAAAGUUGUAUUCUCGUUUUGAAAGCAUUUGGGAUCUGAUACAGCAGCACGAUACGCCUUCUGCAAAUAUUGUAUAGCUUUCUGAUCAUCAAGGUCAGUUUUUUUAAGCAUCGUUAAUUCAGAAUAUAAUCUCCAAAGAUCUGAAUUAUUGGUUAUACGAGACGUAAUUCUGGCAAAUAAUUGAAGCGUCGGUAGAAGUAACAAGUUUUUACAUGAUUUGCCAUCGGCAUCUUUGAUGUCGUUUACAACGGCGUUCGUUAAUAUUUCCAAAAUCUGUAUAUCUGAAUGCUCGUUUUUUAAGUCUAAAAUGCGAUUGUAGCAUCUUAUUACCUGUAAUAAAUGAAUGCUUUUGAAUGAAA